AAAAUAAGUAAAAAACUAUUUUCUUUAUAAUAAUUUAGUGGUCUUUCUUGUUUUUCCAUGUAGAGGGAGUAGAUUUUUAUAUCUUUUCCAAUAUAUACAUACCUUUCUUUAUUCUUCAAGGAAGAACGUCUUAUCACACACGCAGCCGCAACCAAUAACACCACUAUCCACCCCUCACCCCCUCUCUUUUGCUCACAUCUAGCCACAAAUCACAAUAAUCUUCUAAGAUCUCUUCUCUUUUCCAUCCUUUGAUUAUUAUAACUUUAUUUUAAUGUGCACAAAAUUUCUUUAGUGCUAAAAUAAUAUCCAAUUCUCCAAUUUAUUUUAUUUUUUUGGUUUGGUUUAGCCAAUAAAGAAGAGAUCUCGAAGAGUACUUGAAAGAACUUUCCCAUAUAUAGUAUUUAAGGAAUAAUAAGUCUUUUUUUUAGGGUUUCAUUAAGUUUACAUCAUCUUGAUUUAGGGUUGUCUUUUUUAAUUUUAUUUGAGAAAAAUCUUGUUAGUUAAUGGAGAAUAAUUAUAAUAAUCAAGUAGGGGAGAAUUCAGGAGGUCAAAGAGGUCAUUUCUUUUAUGGAGGAAGUCAAGUUCAGGUUGGUGCACCCCCAAAUUCAUCUAUUUAUGGAGGAGGAAGAAACAGUGAUGGUGGUGGUGGCGAUUGUUAUGAUCCGAUGAUAGUAAAGACAGAAGGAGGAAGUACUUCUCAACAUCAUCACCAUACGUUUCAUUAUCCAUCCAUAAUUCGUAAUCAUCAUCAGACGGUUCAAAAUCAUCAUCAGGAUAGUACGGAGACUUCAGCUUCUGCUCCUGGUGGUGAACUACUUGAAGCUUUAAAAGCCAAAAUUAUCGCUCAUCCUCAGUGUUCCAACCUUUUGGACGCUUACAUGGACUGCCAAAAGGUGGGAGCACCGCCGGAAGUGGCGGCGAGGCUGUCGGCGGUACGGCAAGAGUUUGAGGUGAGGCAACGAGCUUCGUUGACCGACAGAGAUGUCUCCAAGGACCCAGAACUUGAUCAGUUCAUGGAAGCAUAUUAUGACAUGCUAGUCAAGUAUAGAGAGGAGCUAACAAGGCCCUUACAAGAAGCAAUGGAGUUCAUGCAAAAAAUUGAAGCUCAGCUUAAUACGCUUGGUAAUGCUCCUGUUCGGAUCUUCAACUCUGAGGACAAGUGUGAGGGUGUUGGAUCAUCAGAAGAGGAUCAAGACAAUAGUGGUGGAGAAACUGAACUUCCUGAAAUUGAUCCACGAGCAGAAGACCGUGAACUGAAGAAUCACUUGUUGAGAAAAUACAGUGGCUAUUUAAGUAGCCUCAAACAAGAACUCUCCAAGAAGAAGAAAAAAGGGAAAUUGCCCAAAGAUGCGAGGCAGAAGUUGAUCACUUGGUGGGAGUUGCACUACAAGUGGCCAUACCCUUCGGAAUCGGAGAAAGUGGCAUUGGCAGAAACAACAGGAUUGGACCAGAAACAAAUAAAUAAUUGGUUCAUUAACCAAAGGAAAAGACACUGGAAGCCUUCAGAAGACAUGCAGUUUAUGGUAAUGGAUGGUCUUCAUCCUCAAAGUGCUGCUGCUCUUUAUAUGGAAGGUCACUACAUGGGAGAAGCCCCUUUUCGUUUGGGUUAGUAAAUUAAACUUUGCAUGCAACAUUUCCCAUUUGGAAAAAAACAUUUAAUUUCCUUGUAAGGUGAGUAUGAAUAGUUUGGAUUUUUAUUAAUUAGUUGUAGUAUGUUUGUUUGUAGCCAGCCUUGUAUGCCUAAGCACAAGGGUAUUUUAUUGCUUGUUCAAUUGUAUAUGGUGAGAAUCCUUUUGUAUUUAUUAUAUUGUAAUAUUAGUGAACCAAAAUCUAAUGUUUACUGCGUG
Messenger RNA from Solanum dulcamara, 1847 nucleotides. RefSeq names its product homeotic protein knotted-1. Gene Ontology annotation, biological process: regulation of DNA-templated transcription. The transcript is spliced from 5 exons. Gene Ontology annotation, molecular function: DNA-binding transcription factor activity, RNA polymerase II-specific; DNA binding. The coding region runs from base 504 to 1610 and encodes 368 amino acids. Gene Ontology annotation, cellular component: nucleus. The record is from RefSeq and is a predicted model, not a curated record. Lineage: Eukaryota; Viridiplantae; Streptophyta; Magnoliopsida; Solanales; Solanaceae.